This is a messenger RNA of Homalodisca vitripennis (glassy-winged sharpshooter), 521 nucleotides long. RefSeq names its product extensin-like. The transcript has a single exon. NCBI's taxonomy places the organism in Eukaryota, Metazoa, Arthropoda, Insecta, Hemiptera, Cicadellidae. The annotation marks the transcript as partial. The record is from RefSeq and is a predicted model, not a curated record.
AAACCUCCAACACACCCCAAAGCUCACCGUCCCCCAACCCCACACCGCCCAACCCCCCACCCCUCAUACGCCCCCCCCCCCAACUCAACCUCCUAAACGCACCACAACCGCGCACAGAUCCCCCCCCACACCCUUUCCCCCCUACACCCACCCUAUCCCAACACCCAUCAACCCCCACAGCCACCCACCGCCCCCCUUCACCCCAAACCGCUCCUCCACAAACACCACCCUCCUCCCCCCAAAAAAUACACAUACCCACCACACACACCAACCUCAAGCGCUUCCCCACCUCCCCCACCCACCACAACAACAACCAACGUAUCAUCAGGCGGAUUGGACCCCCAAAAAAAAACAAGAAACCUACAACACUACGCAACUCCACUAUAACACACACCACUACCAACCACCUCACGCCCCUGUCCGCCCCCACUCUUUACCCCAACACAAUACCUGCCACACGCUCCCCCAAACCAUCGACCCCCAAAAACAACCCCCCCCAUACACCACCAAAACAACUAUAA